ACCCGGUCCCAAUUCGCCGGCGCACCAGGAACUUCCGCCCAGCUCACUUUUUUUGCAUCAUCAAAGUUGACAACACAAACACAGAAAGUUUAAGAAGUUCUCAGUGUCUGAUUGAAUCCACAGCUGAAGCAGCCAGUUAUCGACCUCUGUGGAUAUGAUUACAUUGACAAUGAUCGCUCGUGUGGCGGACGGACUGCCGCUGGCUGCGUCCAUACAGGAGGAUGAACAGUCAGGAAGAGACCUCCAGCAGUACCAGAGUCAAGCCAAACAGCUAUUCCGCAGACUGAAUGCUCAGAGUCCGGACCGCUGCACCCUGGAGGCUGGGGAAAUGAACUUCCACUAUGUCAUUUCACAGGGUGUCUGCUACCUGUGCCUCUGUGAGGCUUCAUUUCCCAAAAGUUUGGCCUUUGCAUACCUGGAAGACCUCAACGCUGAGUUCUAUGAGCAGCAUGGAAAAAGGGUGCCCACAAUAACAAGGCCGUACUCUUUUAUUGAAUUUGACACGUACAUCCAGAAAAAAAAGAGGUCAUACAUCGACAGUAGGGCCAGGAGGAACUUGGGCAGUAUAAACACUGAGCUGCAGGAUGUGCAGAGAAUCAUGGUGGCAAAUAUCGAAGAAGUUCUGCGGAGAGGAGAAGCUAUUUCUGCUAUAGACGCCAAAGCCAGCAAUCUAUCCAGCAUGUCAAAGAAGUACCGCAGUGACGCAAAGUACCUCAACACCCGCUCCACGUAUGCCAAGGUGGCUGCUGUGUCAGUGUUCUUCCUCACACUCAUCAUCUAUGUGCGGUUCUGGUGGCUCUGAUGGACUUUCAAGCUGCACUUUCACUUUGAGGGAGGUGUGUCAAGUUGAUGACAAGCAGUUAAUCUGCUUUUGAUACAUCUCUGUGAUUUACCAGGUGCCUUAAAGGGGUCACUUCAAUCUCUCUCAGUUGGAGGUAGAAAAUCUUUCCGCUCUUUAUUCAUCUGAGUUAUGUUAUAUGUACAAUAUAAACUGAGCCGUAGGUCUGCAAUAGAGCUUCUCUUGUCUAAGUCAUGGUGCAUUCAUGUACUUCUGGUUACUGGAAUGUUUAGAACUGCGUGUUGAUAAUGUUUACACACUGUAAAACGGUUUCCUUCAGAGUUCCAGCGUGAAGGAGAAACCAUGUUUUCAUAUGGAGAGGUUGUGUGGAAAAACAAGUCUUAAUGUUGUGAAAAAUGAACGUUUAUUGUUCUACGUUUACAUUAUAAAGAAGUUUGGGUGAAAAGAGUAAAUAUUUAUGAAAUCAG
This is a messenger RNA of Notolabrus celidotus (New Zealand spotty), 1266 nucleotides long. RefSeq names its product SEC22 homolog B, vesicle trafficking protein a (gene sec22ba). Gene Ontology annotation, molecular function: SNAP receptor activity. The record is from RefSeq and is a predicted model, not a curated record. The coding region runs from base 155 to 802 and encodes 215 amino acids. The transcript has 5 exons. Gene Ontology annotation, cellular component: endoplasmic reticulum membrane; SNARE complex; Golgi membrane. Gene Ontology annotation, biological process: vesicle fusion with Golgi apparatus; endoplasmic reticulum to Golgi vesicle-mediated transport; retrograde vesicle-mediated transport, Golgi to endoplasmic reticulum. Lineage: Eukaryota; Metazoa; Chordata; Actinopteri; Labriformes; Labridae.